AAAAAAUACAGUUUGAAGACAUCAGUGCAGCUGCCUACAAAAUAAGGGAUGGCAUCAUGAAGACUCCUUGUACACGAUCUCGUUUAUCAGGACUUUUAGGUGUAAAUAUAUUCUUUAAAAAGGAAUUUCUGCAGUUCACUGGAAGUUUUAAGGAAAGAGGAGCAAGAUACACCCUGAUGAUGCUGCCUAAGGAGCAGAAAGAAAAAGGAGUUGUGGCAGCCAGUGCUGGUAACCAUGCCCUCGCACUUAGUUACCAUGGCAAGGAACUCAACAUCCCAAUUACUGUGGUGAUGCCUAAAAUAGCUCCAUUGAUGAAGGUGCAGGCUUGUCGGUCCUACGGUGCUCAUGUCAUUGUUACAGGGAAGGAUAUCUCUGAGUCGAGAGAACAUGCUAUGAAGCUUGGAAAGGAACAGGAUCUGAUGUACAUCAAUGGGUAUGACCAUCCACACAUCUUGGCAGGCCAGGGAACAGUAGGGUUAGAAAUUCUGGAGCAAGUUCCUGACCUUGAUGCUUGUGUUAUCCCUGUAGGUGGUGCUGGUCUCAUCGCUGGGGCUGCACUGGCCAUCAAAAGUCUCAAGCCAUCAGUCCAGAUUAUUGGAGUUGAGUCCGAGACCUGCCCUAGUUUUGCUGAGGCGAUGAAAGCAGGCAAGCCAGUAUAUACUACUACAACUUCAACACUGGCUGACGGUCUGGCCGUCCCAACUGUAGGAGUGAACGCUUUUGUUACUGCAGCCCCUCUAAUAGACAAGAUGGUGGUCGUAGAGGAGCAGAGCAUUGCCCUGGCCAUCCUCAGAUUGAUAGAGCUAGAGAAAGCGGUAGUGGAGGGGGCUGGGGCUACUGGUCUGGCUGCCAUUAUACAGGGCAUGCUACCUGAGCUGUCUGGUAAAAAAGUGGUGGUGAUCCUCUGUGGGGGUAACAUUGACACAACCUGUCUAGGCCGAGUCAUUGAGAGAGGUCUUGCUGCUGAUGGACGACUGGUCCGGUUUGUGGUGACAGUCAGUGACCGACCAGGAGGUAUCACAGAAUUAGCCAGAACUAUCUCCAAGAUGGGAAUUAGUUUGAAAGACAUGUACCAUGAACGUGCUUGGAUAAAGUCGGACAUAUUUUCAGUUCAAGUUAAAUGUGUGGUGGAGACCAGAGAUGCAGAACAGAGUAAGGAGCUUGAGAAUGUUCUGAGGGAGAAGUAUGAUCAUGUUGUGUGGGGUCCUGUACAUUAAAAUUGUAUCACGCCCCAGUCACUCUGUGCUGUCAACAAAUAUAAAUAAAUGACAACACAGAGGUGAACACCAGCACACCUUAAUGCCGGAGCUUUAAUUCUGGUUUCCUAGAUGUUACCUCAGUGUGGUUUGUGCAUUGUUUAUCAAUAACUGUACCAUAUUUAUUAUGCCUUUAAGAUGGUACCGAUUUACACAACUAACGGUGUACGUUAAGAAAGGUAUAUUAUUAUGUUAUCCUCUGAAGUUUACCAUAAGUAGUUGUUCUUUGUUACUAUAAAUACACAUGAGUCUGUGUUUCUCUAACAGGGUUCUCCGUGAAUGUUACUAUAAAUACACAUGAGUCUGUGUUUCUCUAACAGGGUUCUCCGUGACUGUUACUAUAAAUACACAUGAGUCUGUGAAUCUCUAACAGGGUUCUCCGUGUGACUGUUACUAUAAAUACACACGAGUCUGUGAUUCUCUAACAGGGUUCUCCGUGAAUGUUACUAUAAAUACACAUGAGUCUGUGUUUCUCUAACAGGGUUCUCCCCGACAUCAGUAUAUGGUACAAAUAGAACACUGGACUACUAGGCAUCAGGCAAUAAAGUGUUUACAUGUAUUGAUAUACAGUCCUACAACAAAUGUUUACCCUCUUAUCCCGGUUUGACAUUUUAUUCAUAUUUUUAUAUUGGGCCUAUUUUUAAGUUUUGUAUGUGAGUUAUUGUAUAUGCCAAAGAAUAUACACUACACAACAGGUAAAUCCUGUCACGUUAUCACACCAGGUAUGUAGAGUAGGAAAUUCAUGGUUUUUCCCUUUCCAUUUGUCAAUCCAUCCAAUUGUCAGUCAAUCGACUUUAGCAGGAACUGGCGUGUUUGCCCGAUAUCUACUUAUAAGUAUGUUUUCAAGUUCAAGGUCGCCUAGAGAUCACCCUGCAAGUCGAGUUCAUUUUCUGUUGUUAGUUCCUCAAUUCCUCUGUUAAUGUAGUAUACUACACCAAAACAAUGUACUGGUGUAUUGGUUUCGUCAGAGUGGAUUGUAAUCAUUCAGGAAUUGGUUCAAACUCAGUUUACAGAUUAAUAGAACUUGUGUCACUUUUAUGAAAGUGUUCACUCUGCUGAUCUUUAUUAUGAUGUAUAAUUUUAUUGAGAGACCACCUGUAUGAUAUAUCAGACCAAAUAUCAUUUACGACCUUUUUUUUUUAUAGAUUCCAGAAGCAAAUCAGUAUCUUUUAAAGAUAUUUUUUCUGUUUUGUACAUAUACAUAUUUUUAAUUUGUUCACAUGUUGCUGGCAUUCUGUAUUGGUAUUUUUUAAUGUUAAAGAUGAUAGAAUUUCUAUACCAGAAGGUUUUUUCAAGUUAUUUGAAUUUUUUUAACAGAAAAAGAAAAAACAUACUUAAUAUUUAUCAUGUAUAAUGAAAUAAUAUCUAUUGGAGAGAAUUUAAAGUUUCAUAUCAAAAGCCAACAUACCUUAAAGAAGACUCUCCAGAUGAUGAUAGUAACAUAAAGAUAUAUACACCCCCAUACAAUACAUGUAGAUAUCUGUGAUAACUUUUUUAAAAUUCAGGUGUUAAAAUGUAUAUUUUUCCAAAUGUCGAUAAUUAUAUAAGUAUGUUAUUAUAAAUGGUGCUUGACAGAAUUUAUUUAUUGCUUUUCAUGAUUAUUUUAAAUAAGUAUCAAGUUUUAUUAAAAACUAGAGGCCUAAAUUGGUUUCUUGCAUAGACAAUAGUUCUAAUUGAAUAAUAAUUUACUGCUUUGGACUUUUAAAUCAUUAUGGACAUUUUCAAAGUUCUCCAUGUAUACAUUAAAUAUUUGCUUUGUGAAUCCAAUAUGUCCUCAGUACUCUACAGUGACCGAAGACAGUUCUACGUGUCCUCAGUACUCUACAGUGACGGAAGACAGGUCUACGUGUCCUCAGUACUCUACAGUGACCGAAGACAGUUCUACAUGUCCUCAGUACUCUACAGUGACCGAAGACAGUUCUAUAUGUCCUCAGUACUCUACAGUGACCGAAGACAGUUCUACAUGUCCUCAGUACUCUACAGUGACCGAAGACAGUUCUACGUGUCCUCAGUACUCUACACUGACCGAAGACAGUUCUAUAUGUCCUCAGUACUCUACAGUGACCGAAGACAGUUCUACAUGUCCUCAGUACUCUACAGUGACCGAAGACAGUUCUACAUCAUCCUCAGUACUCUACAGUGACCGAAGACAGUUCUACAUGUCCUCAGUACUCUACAGUGACCGAAGACAGUUCUACAUGUCCUCAGUACUCUACAGUGACCGAAGACAGUUCUACGUGUCCUCAGUACUCUACAGUGACCGAAGACAGUUCUACAUGUCCUCAGUACUCUACAGUGACCGAAGACAGUUCUACAUGUCCUCAGUACUCUACAGUGACCAAAGACAGUUCUACAUCAUCCUCAGUACUCUACAGUGACCGAAGACAGUUCUACGUGUCCUCAGUACUCUACAGUGACCGAAGACAGUUCUAUAUGUCCUCAGUACUCUACAGUGACCGAAGACAGUUCUACAUGUCCUCAGUACUCUACAGUGACCGAAGACAGUUCUACGUGUCCUCAGUACUCUACAGUGACCGAAGACAGUUCUAUAUGUCCUCAGUACUCUACACUGACCGAAGACAGUUCUACAUGUCCUCAGUACUCUACAGUGACCGAAGACAGUUAUACAUGUCCUCAGUACUCUACAGUGACCGAAGACAGUUCUACGUGUCCUCAGUACUCUAUAGUGACCGAAGACAGUUCUACAUGUCCUCAGUACUCUACAGUGACCGAAGACAGUUCUACAUGUCCUCAGUACUCUACAGUGACCGAAGACAGUUCUACAUGUCCUCAGUACUCUACAGUGACCGAAGACAGUUCUACAUCAUCCUCAGUACUCUACAGUGACCGAAGACAGUUCUACAUGUCCUCAGUACUCUACAGUGACCGAAGACAGUUCUACAUGUCCUCAGUACUCUACACUGACCGAAGACAGUUCUACAUGUCCUCAGUACUCUACAGUGACCGAAGACAGUUCUACAUGUCCUCAGUACUCUACAGUGACCGAAGACAGUUCUACAUCAUCCUCAGUACUCUACAGUGACCGAAGACAGU
Molecule: messenger RNA, 4310 nt
Organism: Pecten maximus
Lineage: Eukaryota; Metazoa; Mollusca; Bivalvia; Pectinida; Pectinidae
Product: L-threonine ammonia-lyase-like
Biological process (GO): L-threonine catabolic process; L-serine catabolic process
Molecular function (GO): L-serine ammonia-lyase activity; threonine deaminase activity
Source: RefSeq, a predicted model, not a curated record